AUGAUUAAAAAGUGUAAGUAUUUGUUUAUUUGUGGUGCAAUAGCAUCAGGUAUAGGAAAAGGUACAAUAAACAGCAGUAUCGGAAUGUUAUUGAAAGAGUAUGGUUAUAAGGUUUCCUUUUUGAAAAUUGAUCCAUAUUUAGUAAGAUUAAUGAAUAAAGUAGAAUAUUGAUGCUGGAACAAUGAAUCCAUAUGAGCAUGGGGAAGUAUUUGUAACAGGAGAUGGGUAAGGUUUUUAAGAAUAACAUUAGAGGAGAAGUUGAUUUAGAUAUUGGAAAUUAUGAAAGAUUUUUGGAUAUUGAAUUAUCUUUUUACCAUAGUUUAACAACUGGGAAAUUAUAUUAAAAAAUAUUACAGUAAUAAAAAUAAGUAAGAAUAAUAGAAAGGAAAGAGAAGGACAUUAUUUGGGUAAAACAGUAUAAGUAAUUCCUCAUGUGGUUGAUGAAAUAAAGAGUUGGAUUAGAAACUUAACGACUGUACCAUUGAAACAAAAUACAAAUGAGAAACCAGAAAUUUUAUUGGUAGAAGUAGGAGGAACAGUUGGAGAUCUGGAAUCAACAUGCUAUUAUGAAGCAGUUCGAUAAAUGAUAAAUGAAGAAGGUAAGGAAAAUGUUGGUUUGGUAAUAUGAUAUUAAAGUAUAUUGUAGAUUAUGCUUACAUAUAUUUUAACAUUAAAUAAUGAAUAGAAAACGAAACCUGCUUAGAAUGGUAUUAAGGAUCUUAGAUACACAGGAUUGAUAGCUGAUUUCAUAAUAUGUAGAUCAGAAACUGAAUUAUAAAUUCCAUAAAGAGAUAAACUUGCCAUGUUUGGAAAUAUUUCUAAGGAUUCUAUAUUUUCUGUUCCUAAUUCUUAACAUAUAUAUGAUGUUCCUGAAGUUUUAUAAAAAUAAAAGCUAGCUGAACGUAUUUUAUAAAAAUUCAAUUUGCCACAUUAAUAAAUUCCAAAAAUUCAAUAAUAUACAUAAUUUGGACAAUAUCUGAGUGAUCUAGAAUAAUAAAAGCCAGUUAAGAUUGGUAUAAUGGGAAAAUAUAUGAAAAAUUUGGAUGCAUAUAUGUCUUUAAUAAAAGCAUUAAAGGAAGCCAGUUAUGCUAUUAAAGUAAACUUAUAAUUAACAUAUGUUGAUCUUAUUGAAUUUUCAAAAUAAUAAAAUGGAGAGGAAGAACUUGAAAAAUAAUGUUAAUAAUUUGAUGCUAUACUUGUUCCUGGGGGAUUUGGAUAUAAUGGUUUUAACCUUAAAAUAAAGUGUUGUUAAUUUGCUAGAGAAAAUAAGAAACCAUUUUUAGGAAUUUGUUAUGGUUUUCAAGCAGCAGUGAUAGAAUAUGCAAGAAAUGUUUUAGGAGUAAAGGAUGCUACAACAGAAGAAUUAAAAGAUGAAUAAAUUGGAUCUAAUUAUGUUGUAUUUAUGCCAGAAAUCAAUCCAUAAUUAUUUGGAGGGAAUAUGAGAUUAGGAAAUCAUUAUACUUUAAUUGAGUAAGAUAUUCAAAUUACUUUAGAAACAAAGAUAGUAUUGCAUAUUAAAUAUAUGAUUCUGAAGUUGUAGAGGAAAGACAUAGACAUCGAUAUGAAGUAAAUCCGUAAUAGAUUUAAAAUCUAACUGAAAAUGGAUUAAUAUUCUCAGGAAAAGAUAAAAAAACUGGGUAACGAAUGGAAGUAUUUUUUUAUUUAUUAUUAUAAGAUUUUAGAAUUACCAAAUAAUUUACAUCCUUUUUAUGUAGGAGUAUAAUAUCAUCCAGAAUUUACAUCUAAAAAUUUUAAACCUAAUCCUCUAUUUGUUAGUUUUGUAUCUGCUGCUGCAAAUGGAGAAUUUAGAAAAUCAAAAAUCGAUAUCAAUUAUAAUAAUAAGUAAAAUUGA
Messenger RNA from Paramecium sonneborni, 1852 nucleotides. The record is from the annotation of a GenBank genome assembly. Lineage: Eukaryota; Ciliophora; Oligohymenophorea; Peniculida; Parameciidae.